Messenger RNA from Penaeus monodon (black tiger shrimp), 3094 nucleotides. RefSeq lists its product as uncharacterized. The transcript has 5 exons. The coding region runs from base 390 to 1772 and encodes 460 amino acids. NCBI's taxonomy places the organism in Eukaryota, Metazoa, Arthropoda, Malacostraca, Decapoda, Penaeidae. The record is from RefSeq and is a predicted model, not a curated record.
UGACGGAGCGACCAGACCCGCGGCAGGCGUCCAGCGAGUCAGGGCGCACGCCUCGGCCGGGGAACAUUUCACAAAGCGAGCGCGCGAGUGCGUUCCUCACUCGCGCUGACUCACUCAGGUGCCAGGCAGGAAGCAGGUGGCGGUGGAUGGCACACCAGUGGCACUCGUGGCUCUCAGGAAGAACUUGGGUGAAUGUUCUAGAAAGUUAGAAUUGUAGACAUUCCAGUGAUGGAAAUAAACUUUUUCUUUUUCUUCACCGCGCACAGACUAUGGCGAUAGUGAAUAACUGAAGUAUGCAAUGAGUGGAUAAUAAAUCGCCAUGAUUUUCGGAUUACUGAAGAGAUCCCGCUUCUUCCGUUCUCUCCGGGGGUCGAUCGUAGGCGUUGAACAUGGAAGGCAGGCAGCUGAGAAGCAUGAUAUUGGACCAAAUUAGCAGCCUGUCCAUGAACUGUGACUUGAAGACGAACAUGGACCUCCAGCCCGGCGACCCUCAGGGCGGCACCACCGUGUUUCCUGUGUGCGGCAGGAGGCGGGACAGCAUCUUCGCCAGCCAAGAGGAGGACGAGUUCUGCCGUCUGGCGGGGCUUUCCAGCGCGCCCAUCUACGCGUUUGACGAGGACGGCGACAUCCUGCCACAGAGCCACCCCUUCACGCCCCACAACAGUGUCGGCAGCGCCCUCGACAUGUCCCCGUCGACGACUCAACCCGGAAAUAACGUCUACGGCGGCUCAGAAGGCGAGGACGUCGAAGGGAACGUGUUCGACACUCCGGGAGACUCGCAGGACGCGGCGCCGAGCUUCGCAGGGGGCGUCGACGAGAGAGAGAUAUGGCUGAUCGACGACGAGAGCGGGAUCGCGGACGACGCGAAGCCCCCUACGUCGCCCCUCCGCCGUCGUCCUUCGUCCUUGGAGGGAGAGAAAGAGGUCUUCGGGACGAAAGAACCGGCAGAGGACCCGCAGGAUCAGAAGGAGCAGGAAAGGGAGGAGGAGGAGGGGGUCGAGAACGGCCUCAAGAUGGGGACGUCGGCAAGAGCCAAGGGGGUGCCUACCAUCGACCUUCACGCAGCGUCCAUAGAGGUCGUGGAGGACUACCUCGAGGACAACACGGGCGACGACCAGCUGCGGGACUGCUGCUCCAUGGUCGUCUCUCAUCCAGGCGGCCCGAACUGCAGGGCGCGACCUCCGGGCGACCUCAUGACCUACCUGAGCGCCAGCCCCGCCCCCGACGCGGCCCCCCGCAGGGCGCGCGUCCCCUUCCACACCGUCGUGUUCACCGAGAGGAAGCCCUCCACGGGCGACGCCCUCAUCCGCAGCCUCGGCCUGGCGGCGCCAGGCGUCUCCGCCAGCAUCCAGGACAUCACCUCCGUCAACCAGGACGCGGCCAGAGAGCGCCUUCACCUGGAGGAGCACAGGUGGAUGCACCAGUGUACCUCUGCGGCGUCUCUCCUGAAGAAUGCCUCGAGAAGCUGGGCCUCAACUCCAACCAUGCGAAGUCCCUCAACCUGUACCCGAAGAGCGAGCGCCUCUGGCAGUUCCUCCACCAGGUGCAGACGAAGCUCUCCCGCCCACGACCUCCCAGGACGCCCUCGUAUUCAGGGCCACUGCCGGACACGCCCCCUGAUGUCUCCCCCGACCACGCCCAUCCCAGGAGUCUGGCAAAUACGCCCCCGUGCUCGCCUACUGAAGACGCGAGGCAGCCCAGGCUUAAUACCUACUGACGGCGACGGUCGUGAGGUGGUGAUAGCGAUGGGGGGGGGGGGCGAUUGGUGGUGAAUGGGGUGGUGACGACGAGGAUGAUGGUGAUGAUGUCGAAGUUGGUGGUGAUGGUGAUGAUAAGGAGGAUGACGAGGGUGAUGGUGAUGAAGGUGACAAGGAUGGUGAAUGAUGGUGGAGAAGAUGGUGAAUAUGAUGGUAACAACGAGGAUCGUGACGAAGGUGAUGGUGACUGUGAUGGUAACGACGAUGAUGAUGGUGACGACAGUAAGGAUAAUAACGACGACGACGACGACGAUGAUAAUGAAAUUAGUAAUGAAUGUUCUGGUGACGAAGGGUAUGGUGAAUGUGAUGAAGAUGAUGAAAGACCAUAAAAAAUAUAAUUAUGUGUAUGCCUCGGUGUUCGUUCGUCCGUGUGUGAUGAAUAUACUCAACAAGCUAAAACGAAAUAAAGAACAUUAUAUAACACAUGUAACGUUUGUAAAUGUUGUGACUUUUGAAUUCCAUGUUUAAUGUGAAACAUUAGGCGUGAAGACAGAACUCCCAGAGAAGUAAUAUCCUGACAGAAAUUGCUAAAAAACAAAAAAAAAGACUAAUUUAUCAAUGUAUCUUUCUCAUACUCACCUCAGUAACAUGCUUGUAUAUACCAUGGUUUAUCUAUAUUUGUUUGUUUGCAUGUCAUGCGGUGAUGUCCAGAAAUGGUGCAAUUCAGUGACGUCCAGAAGUGAUAUAAGAUCCAUGUUGAUUAUGUGGAGAAGGAGCCUUUGCAAGAGCACAGCUGACAGCGGCCCUUGAGUGGCCACAAAAUGCAUAUGCUUAUUCUGCACACCGGUCAAGGCAGUGUACGGGCAGAAGAAUAAAUAUCGUUACCCUUUCCACAAACUAAUAUGAAAAUCGACUAGAUGGUGUGGAAUAGCGAGGCAAGGUAGUUGGCAUCGUAAUCAGGUGUUAACAGAGAGGCGUUCAGCUUCUUAUUGAACACAAGUAAAGGUAACGAUAGUUUUUUUCUGACUGUACAUCAUAUAUACCUCCAUCGCCAGCCCUCCCUUGACCUCCUUACGCUGACCACUUAACCAGCCUGUCGUGUAAACCAUGAGAAUUACUCCCCUGUUAUGAUACGAAAGGUACAGUCUAGUAUCAAGCUGCUUAAUCUCAUCACACAUCGCACAGCCUUUCUUGUUCGGAAAGUAGAGAGGGUUCUACUCCAUAACCAUCCCUCCAGAGUACUUUCUACGCCUUUUAUAACAAUUGUACACUAUUUUCCUAACGUCUUAGAACAGUCACUUUCAACGGAAAGGGUUUGUAUGGUCACUUAUGACUUGUAUACAGUGGGUGUGUCAGACACGCCCGAUCGUUCAGUGUCAGUAAACAGCUCAAACUUC